UUCAUCGGAUGGCACCUUCUUCUCCGAGUGUUGCUGAUUCGCUGCAUCCGUCAACAACACCCGAAGUCGUAGAGAAUGAUCUUCAGCCAUUCUUCGUUCUUCAUAAAGCUUCAUCCCAAAGAAAAGAUAGGACAUCAACAGGACAGGGAAAAUUGCGCAAGAGAAAUGAGUUAUCUUCAUCAUCACCACAAAGUGUAAAGAAACUGGAAGGAAGUAUGACUGAAGAAUGCGAUGGCCAUUUAUUUCAGCAACUGCAGAUUGGAGCUUUUGACAAUGUUUGGACAAAAAUUGAAUCUACAAUUGAGGAUGUUUUAAGAGAUCUCAAUGCUAGUGUAUUUAAUGAUAUACAACAGUGGGUUCUGGAGUGCUACAACGCAACUAGAUUGCUUGGAGAACCUACUAUUGCUGAAGCAACUCGCUCUUUUCCUGUUCUAAAUAAUACUACUGUUGGGCAGCUGUUCACUGCAUUAGUUAUUACCAGAAACAUAGAGUUCGUUGAUGAUAUAUUUACAUUUGAAGAACUCAGCCAUUUCUUGAAAUCCCAUGGAUGCCAUGUGGGUAUGCUUUCAUCAAUGGAGUUUUCAAUAAAAAUUGGGAUUGCUGGUUGCUUGAAAGCUUUAUUGCAUGAGUUUCUUGGCGGAGCUAUCGAUGUGGCUGAUAUAUCAAUCUUAGCAUCGUGGUAUAGAGAACAAGACAACUACAGUAAACCACUGGUGGUGAUCAUUAAUGAUUUGGAGAGAUGUUGCGGAUCAGUCUUAACUGAUUUUAUCCUGAUGUUGAGUGAAUGGGUUGUCAAGGUGCCAAUCAUCUUAAUAUUUGGAGUUGCAACAACGGUGGAUACCCCAAGAAAUAUAAUGCCAUUUCAUGCUCUUGAGCGGUUGUGCCCCUCUAGGUUCAUGCUUGGAACACCAGCAGAGAGAAUGGAUGCAAUUGUUGAGGCUGUUCUUGUCAAACAUUGCACCACGUUCAGUAUUGGUCAUAAAGUGGCACUCUUCCUGAGAAAUUACUUCAUCAACCAGGAUGGGACAGUAACAUCUUUUAUUAGAGCUUUGAAGGCAGCUUGCUUAUUACAUUUCUCUAUGGAACCUCUGAGUCUCAUACAUGGGGGAACACUUGCUGAAGAACAGAGAGAGGGAAAAUCUGCAUUAUCACCAGAGACUAUUUUGAAAUACAUAGAUGAACUUCCAUCGUAUGCAAGGAAUCAAAUGGUUGAUCAUCAGACUAAAAAGAGCGUGGCGAAAGGUUUGUCAGAGCUUAUGACAGUGCAGAAGCGAUGGAGCACUACCGUUCUCGUUUUCUGUGUUUCUUUUCCUUUUGAUGUUGGUUAUUUUUUUUCCUCUUGGUUAUCCCCUUUUACGGUGGAUGAGAAUUGGGAAGUCUAUUAUGUUCGCCUUGCAUUUAGCUAUGCUGCGAUACCUGUGAAUUUCAUCUUUGUUGACGUGGCUAAGUUGGAGUUCAUGAUCCUGAUUUUUCCUUUGGUUCAGUGUCUAUAUGAAGCUGGAAAAUAUAGCAGAGUGCGAUUGCUGGAUUUGUUUUGUGAAGCUCUCAAUCAAGAUUUGUAUCCGUUAAGGGAUUCUGAUUGUCAUGUGGGGGAUGAAAAAGAUCGUGGUUUGUCCUCGACAAAGGAUCCCUGUCAACAAUACUCUAUCAUGCAAAACGGGGGUUUUAUUUGCCAGAUAGUACGCAAAGUGAGGGAUCUCCCCACAGGAAUGCUACAUCAGUUGAUUGAGAAUUGGGGAAAACUUACUGCAGAUAUUUCAGAGAUUCAUGAGAAAUUAAAAGCGUUGCAAUCUUCAGUAAUAUGCGAAGAUGGAAAGAGUUCCCGCAAGAGUUCCAAGGACAUUUCCAAGUAACAUUUUUACUCUCUCUUUUUUUUUAAUUUAUUUCCUUAUUGGAGAUAUGCAUCCAGUAUUUCAGUAAACAUCGACAAGGACGCAAGAAUGUUAAAUUCGCAAGCUAUUGCAUUUUUAGAUUGUCUGGUUAGAGAUUUUUUGAAGCCCAUUGAAGGCAUGCCUUUCCAUGAAAUUUUCUGCUUCAAGAAUAUUGAGAAGCUUCAAUUGGUUUUAAUUGGAGAUCCAAGAAGAAGAAUUCAAGUUGAUCUGUUGGAGGUCCAUAAGAUUUUAAGGUGUGGUUGCUGUAGCAAGAGUGGCAGUGCCCUAUUGCCAUCGAGGCAUGAUUCCUCAAUUAUGUAUUCUCUGGCUCAAGAGCAUGGAGAUCUUAUCAAUCUUCAUGACUGGUUCGAGUCUUUUAGAACAAUUGUUCUUCAACAUAAAAAUAAACGGAAACAAAAAUCAAAGCAGUCCCCCCAACCAAAGAAGAGAAAAGAUAUAAACGGAUCUGCAGACCAAAACGAAGCAUCAAUCCAAGCACGCUUUUGUAGGGCAGUUACAGAGCUGCAGAUCACUGGACUGGUUAGAAUGCCCAGCAAGAGGCGCCCUGAUUUUGCUCAAAGAGUUGCAUUUGGUCUUUGA
This is a messenger RNA of Abrus precatorius (Indian licorice), 2471 nucleotides long. Its product is annotated as origin of replication complex subunit 3. Gene Ontology annotation, biological process: DNA replication; DNA replication initiation. The transcript is spliced from 19 exons. Gene Ontology annotation, cellular component: nuclear pre-replicative complex; DNA replication preinitiation complex; nuclear origin of replication recognition complex. The record is from RefSeq and is a predicted model, not a curated record. Lineage: Eukaryota; Viridiplantae; Streptophyta; Magnoliopsida; Fabales; Fabaceae. Gene Ontology annotation, molecular function: DNA replication origin binding.